Cetraspora pellucida is the source of this 2946-nucleotide messenger RNA. Lineage: Eukaryota; Fungi; Glomeromycota; Glomeromycetes; Diversisporales; Gigasporaceae. The record is from the annotation of a GenBank genome assembly.
AUGCCAUUUUUCCGAAAGAACAAAAUCCCGAUAAAGUUAGCAGGCAUUAGCUAUAAUGCUGGCUGGGGUCAUAUCCUUUCGGAAAAAUGUCUUUCGGAAAAUCAUACCGAUACAGUAACCAUUAAUUGUAAAGUAUUCCACGACUUAUCAAAAAUCGAUAAUAAUAGGAAUAAUAGGGUAAUCAUAAGCAAUAAUCCGUUAAUUCAACCUUGGAUACAAACAAAUUCCGUUAAAAUUGGUAAUACAUAUCGUGAGAAUCUAGUGGAAAAUAACAUUGAGUUCACCAAAUUCGACAAAAGUUUGGUUGAUCUUGAAAUAUUAAAACAAAAGGGUGGAGUCGACCUUAAUUUUAUGAUCAUGGACACCUCAGGAUCUGACACCGAUUUUACGACUAUUAAAGAUGAUGAUUCUGAACAAGAAAUUAAUACCAGAUCAAUCACUCCUAAAAAGAGGCGAACUAGAUCUUUUUCUACCUCUGGAAGUUUAAGUGACGAUUUGAUUGAUGAAUCUCAACUUAGUUCUCCACUCAGAUCUCCUGUUAAACAACCUGUUCCUUCUCCAACGGGUAGAAAGCGUGGUAGACCUGCUGGAAUCAAAAAUAGGGUACAAGUCCAACGUCUCAAUUAUAAUAAUAACUUUACUGAUGAUCAUGACUCUCAAAUAAUUCAUAGACGUGGUCUAAAUAAAUUAAGUUUAAUUGAAGAAAAUGAUGUAUUUGCCAAAGAUAAUGCCGGUCAAACAAAUUUACAUCGUGCUUGUCAGGAUGGAAGGUUAGAUAUGGUUAAAGCUUUGAUAAAUGGUGGUGCUGAUGUCAACAUUCAGGACAAUGCCGGAUUAACUCCGCUUCAUGAAGCUGUGUCUGCUCAUAAUUAUGAAAUUGUAAAAUAUUUAUUAGAAGCUGGUGCAAAUCCAAAUAUUGGUGAAUCAGAAAAUGUAGAUACUCCACUUCAUGAUGCUUGUAGUCUUGGUUACCGUGAUAUUGUUACUAUUUUAAUAGAUUAUGGUGCUGAUCCCGAUAAAACAAAUGUAAAUAACACUACUCCUAAAGAUACUGCUAAAAGUAAUAUUUCGGAAAAUUUACUAAGGUUGGUAAACCAAAUUAAACUUCCAAAUCGUUGUAUAGUUCAACAAAAUAUUGAUGCUAGAGCUGAAGAAGAGAGUAGGCGAUUUUCUUCAGGAGAAACAGGCAAUAUUUUGCCACGUAAAGUUUCUGUAAAUAAUUCUAAACGUUCAACUAGAAAUACUGGAAAGUAUUAUGAUAGAAGCAGGCAUGAUAGAAUACGAAAUACUGGUGCUAGAGGAAUCACUUCUUCCAAUGAAGUAUUGCGAUUAGAUCUUACGGUUGACUCUCGAACUGGUCGUAGUAGAUUACAUCAUUAUACAAAGUUAGGGCACGCUGAAGCUGUUGUUGGUUUAUUAGAAAUGAAUGCACCUGUUGGAUUAACUGAUAAGGAUAGGGGACGUACACCUUUACAUGAAGCUGCUAUAGAAGGUUAUCAUGAUAUUGUUGGCUUUUUACUUGCUUAUAAAGCUGACAUUAAUGCUCAAGAUAAUUAUGGAAAUACCCCGCUUCACUAUGCUUCUUUUUAUGGUCAUAGUGACGUUGUUAAAUUACUCUUACAUCACAAAUGUAUUCUUAAUAUAAAAAAUAAUGAAGGAAAAGAACCUUAUGAAAUGGCUCGUGGUAGAGAACAUAUUAUACAAUUACUUUGUCAAAAUACGGAUAUUACUUCGGAUAGUUCUAUGGCUGAUACAAAUUAUUCUGAGUCUGAAAUGUCUCCGGUUUCUUGUGUUAAUAUGGAACUUACGUCUGAAUUGGAUCAAAAAGAAAAGAAACAAUUAUUAAAUUCUGAUUCGCAACCAAUAUUAUAUCAUAUUGAAGAUCAUCAAGAUUCUUUCAUACCUCCUCCAUUUGAACAAAUAUAUAAUGAGGCUGAUAUUUCGGAUCUAGAUCAAGCUUAUUCUGAUAGUGAUGAAGAUAAUUUUUCGCCUUCUUUCUCUGAUAACGAUGAUCCUGUUUCUCAAGCCGGUCCAAUAUAUGUGUUUCAAUUUGAUCCAAAUAUAUAUGGAUAUCCUAUAGUUUCUUAUGCUGGGAAUGAAGAUUCUCGUUUUAUAAUUGAUAUUCAAAUUGAAAAAUAUCUUGCUUGGAAUCGUGGUUCGUUGGCUAAAAAAAUUGAUCCUUCAAUUACCAGACGAUUAGUCACUACUCAAGAAAAAGGUUUACUUUGGCCAUUGCUGAAUGGUGAAAUUUGGAAAGGUUCUUUACGCAGUCGUCCUGAAGAAAUGGAAACAAUUAAAGAAAAACGCAAGGAACGUUUUUUUAAAUGGGAACUAUAUUUUAUAAAGUAUCCUGAAAUUCUCUCGAUAAUAAAUACUCCGUGGCGAGAACGUGAUAUUGGUGAAUUAGGCAUAUUUCCUGUUGAUCUAGUUAUUAAUGGAGAUUCUGACAUAUCGGAAUUUUGGGCUUCAAAUACUCCAAAAGUAAUUUAUGAUAUUAUUGUUUUUGAAAAGGAUAUGCAAAACCAAGGUUCAGCAAUAUCUUUUGCGAUAGUAAAACACGCGAUUCUUGUAUUUUGCAUUGGAAUUGUUGCACUCAAUGACGGGUUUUUUUUUGGUAAAACCACAUUCAAACGUCCAAUUAAAAUAGAAAAAAUAAUUGUACUGAACAAAGAAGCCUUAAAUCAAGUCCUCAAAUUACAUUCUUAUCAGAGCACCCGCUCGCCUAGUUGGAUUUACAACUUCAGAAUAAUAGCAGAUAAUACCAGAGCACCCGCUCGAUUAGUGCAGAAUACUGGAUUUACAACUAAUACCAAAGCACCUGCUCAUCCAGUCGGUGCAAAUGUCUUGAAAGCUCAAAGGUUAGAAGAUUGCACUGUAACAUCCAAUAUCGGGCAAGAUCAGAGUAAUAGCAGAUUUGCUUAUCUGUUUACAUAUAAAUUAGAGUAA